CUACAUAGGAUACUAAUUUCCUGGACAUAUAUGUAUCGUAAAACAAGAAUUCUUGUAUUAUACCCACAUCUUACAUGAUUCCCAAUGCAUUGGUAUCCAUCAAAAUUUUAACAGAAUCUCUUUUGGGUGUACUUUCCUAUUUACAUUUUUCAACAUUUACAAUAAAACCCUCCAGGGGAUCUCUCUAUAAGUAUUUAGACCUCCACUUACUUCUCUAACACCCUAAUUCUUUUCAUUCUCUUUUUAACUUCCUUAAAGAUCGACCAACAAGAAGAUGGACAGCUCUUGCAGUGAGAACUACAUGUAUGAGCUAAGAAGAGGGCAAUGGACACUCGAGGAAGACAAUCUUCUUAUUAAUUACAUCACUCGUCAUGGUGAAGGCCGUUGGAACGCCCUAGCAAAAUCUUCAGGAUUGAAAAGAACCGGUAAAAGUUGCAGAUUGAGAUGGUUGAAUUACUUAAAACCAGAUAUUAAGCGCGGGAAUCUUACCCCACAAGAACAAAUCUUAAUCCUCGAAUUACAUUCCAAGUGGGGUAAUAGAUGGUCGAAAAUUGCACGCCACUUGCCAAGUAGAACAGAUAACGAGAUCAAAAACUACUGGAGAACAAAGGUACACAAACAAGCAUGUCACCUUAAGAUCGACUCCAAUAGCAAGAGGUUUGUGGAAACACUUCGGCGAUUUUGGAUGCCAAGAUUACUUGAACAAGUUGAACAAAACUCAUCCCCGUCGUCAUCAUCUAUUUGUACGUCAACAUCUGAAAUUGAUCAAAACAACUUAAGCACUUCAUCACCACAAACCGAACAAACUCUAAUGGUGUCAUCAGUAACAUCUUAUUCGCUAUCAAACAAAACCGAAAACCCUAAUCCGAGCUCAAGCAUUUGUUCCUCGGAUUCCACAGCUAUGGUCUUUCCUGAACAUUUAAAUCUUCAAUCAAACCCGAAUGGAGAAAUCGCUUACUACGACUCAUCACGCCAAUACAACGACUGUUACCAUGUGAAUAUGAGUGAAUUUGACAUGGACUUCAUCCAUUUGGACAUGCAAGCAGUGGGACCUGAUGACAUGUCGGCUCCAGAAUUCCAGCUUACGGAAGUAGAUUGGAUGAAAGAUGAUGAAUUGGCUAGCACAUCGUGGAACAUGGAUGAAUUGUGGCAUUUUAGGAAGUAGGUAGUUUUUGUUGCCAUUGAUAGUUGGCCAUGGUAUUAUUAAAGUUUGUUGAUGUGAGUUGUAUAUAAUGCAUAGGUACUUGUACAUUGAUUUGGAAAAAGCUUUACUUGACCUCUUAGAUUUGUCAAUAACUUAAUUACGUACUUUUCUCCCUCUAAUAAUAGCAGCA
Molecule: messenger RNA, 1334 nt
Organism: Lactuca saligna
Lineage: Eukaryota; Viridiplantae; Streptophyta; Magnoliopsida; Asterales; Asteraceae
Source: the annotation of a GenBank genome assembly